Messenger RNA from Salpingoeca rosetta, 1179 nucleotides. RefSeq lists its product as uncharacterized. Gene Ontology annotation, molecular function: calcium ion binding. NCBI's taxonomy places the organism in Eukaryota, Choanoflagellata, Craspedida, Salpingoecidae. The transcript has 6 exons. The record is from RefSeq and is a predicted model, not a curated record. Bases 34 to 1179 code for a protein of 381 amino acids.
GUGCCAGCCAGCAAACCACAACAACGAACGGUAAUGAGCAGCGAACAACAACACCACCACCACCACCACGAUGAAGCUGGAGGUGAGGGGGGUGAUGAUGUGUUGAGCAAAUGGGCGCACAACAUGGUUGAGGUGAUGGACAAGAACUCUUUGCGUGUACUAGAUCUAUUUCGACAGUACGACCGGGAUGAUGACGGCAUCAUCACACGCAAGGAGUUCCGGGACACGAUGAAAAGCAUCAAGUUGCCUCUGAGCAAACCAGAGCUGAAAGCCGUCAUCCACGCCUUGGACGAGAAUCACGACGACAAGAUCAACUACAAGGAGUUUAGUACGAUCCUCAACAAGUACCGAAAGCCAAAACAUAAGCAGAGCCGUGGCGGUGGUGGUGGCAUGUUUGCGUCCUUGAAGAACAAAGUUGCUGCAGCCACAUCCACUCCAGCGUCAGAGACCCAAAAGGAAACUUCCUCCGCAGACACAGCACAGCAGCGGCAAGGGCCGGACACUGAUGCGGGCAGUGGCCAGAGCGAAGAAGUGCAGCACUUGAGACAACAGAUCAAGGACCUCGAACAAGCGCUCGAGCUGGAUGCGCAAGCCAAGCAGCAGCUCAAUCAAGUCUACCAGGCGCAGCUGGCGGAGAAGGAGGACGAACUCCAGGUGCUGCGGUCAAAAGUGGCCGCGCUGCAGAUCUCACUCACGGAAGCAGAGGACACACACACGCGUGCGCACACAACCACGGACGGGGCGCAUGCACGGGCUGCUGGUGACGCUGGUGGUGGCGACGGUGACGCGAUGGGCGAUGCGGGGCAGAGGGUGCGGGAGCUGGAGACAUUGCUGCAACAACGCGAGGCAGAGAUUGUGCAAGGAAAGCAGGCGUACGAAAAGCUGAAGGAGAAAGCAAAGCAGUUGCUUGCAAGCAACAAGCAGCUUAAGGCCCGUCAGGCAGCCGUGGAGGAGGAGAGGAAGAACAAAGACGACGACGCGACGCAGGAAGCCAACGCACGCAUCGCUGAGCUUGAGCAACAGCUGAAUGAGGUGAGCGAGAGCAGGACCCAGCUUGAGCAACAGCUGAAUGAGGUGAGCGAGAGCCAGGAAGGCGCGACGCAGGAAGCCAACGCACGCAUCGCUGAGCUUGAGCAACAACAACAGCUGGAUGACGAUCACCGAGCAGCCAUGAGCUGA